Molecule: messenger RNA, 1089 nt
Organism: Papaver somniferum (opium poppy)
Lineage: Eukaryota; Viridiplantae; Streptophyta; Magnoliopsida; Ranunculales; Papaveraceae
Exons: 1
Coding region: 1-1089 (362 amino acids)
Source: RefSeq, a predicted model, not a curated record
AUGCCUACCUUUGAUGCCGCACGAUCUCAACUUCGUAAUGAAGAAAUAAGACGAUCACAGCAUUCAAUCGCAGCAUCUCCAACUGCCCUAGCUGCUGCUUCUUCUCCAACGAACAGACCAAGCUCCCGUUCUCAUCCGCACUCCAGCAAACGUGGUCAAAAGGCCCAGUCUGGUGACAGGCGUUCUGGACCAAUCCCAAGUACGUCUUCUACUGCAAUCCCACCACUGCUGCCGACUCCAACUGGUCUACGUCCCUUCAUGCCAGGAUACCCACCGUACUGGCCACCAUUUUGGGUCGUCCCACCCUGCCCCUAUCCUACUCAGUCUCCCUGGCAGCCAUUUGAGCAUCAAUGCAGACCACCCAGUACCAACUUCCGCAACAACCAACGUGUUCGUUCCCCUGGAAGUGGUCGUGGACAAGCAUACCUUGCUCCUAUAAUUGAAUCAUUGCAACCAGCAGACAUUGCUGAGGCGUAUAGCUCCAUGCAUCUCCAACAACCUGAUGAUGCCUUCCACAUGGACACCGGUGCCACUUCGCAUCUUACCGCUGAUUCAGCUACUUUACAUAACGUUUUCAAUUCUAGCAAUGUACGAUCCAUCUUAGUUGGCAAUGGCAAUAGCAUUCUAGUUACGGCUAGUGGUACCAAGCUUAUAACCCUUCCUUCUCGCACUCUUCAACUCAAAAAAUCUCUUGUUGUUCCCGAUAUCAUUAAAAACUUAAUUUAUGUUCGUAAGUUCACCACUGAUAAUCGUGUAUCUGUUGAGUUUGAUCCUUCUGGUUUUUCUGCCAAGGAUCUGAGUUCGAGGAAGAUUAUCCUUCGAUAUGAUAGUUCUGGGGAGCUCUACCCUAUCACCAGCCCUGUCGUUCCACCUACAAAAUCGUCUCAGUCUUCUCCCAUUUCCCUUGCUGUUUUUUCGCCAGAUAUUUGGCAUAGCCGCCUUGACCACCCUGGCAAGGCCAUUUUAGAUGUCUUACCAAAAAUAAUUUUAUUCAUUGUAAUAAGAAUAAUUCUUCUCAACUUUUUCAUUCAUGUCAAGUUAGUAAACAUGUUCGAUUACCAUUUUAUGAAUCUAAUUCCAUUACUUUAG